AAACACCCGUAAGCAUUACCAGUAACUUUUGUUGAAUGAAGGUAGAGCUAGUAGUAUAUAUUGUGAUGGUAUUCAGCUUGCAAUCGCUACGGAAAAGGGUUGCUCACUGAAAACGUCAAAUAAACAAAAGCAAAAAAAAAAAAAAAGUACUACAUAACCAAAUCAACAGAUAACAGUUAAGAAACAGCUCAAGUAAGAGUUCUAACAGUUGGCAGUUCAAGUCUCAGCUGGACCAAGUACAUCCCAAGCAAUCAGUUCAAUCACUCGGUCUGUCCAAUAGGUUCGCCAUGACUCAACAUCAGGAGGAACUCGAUGCCAUCAAAUCACAAAUCCAGGAACAUCUCAUAUCAUCGGGAAACUAUGAUCUAAUAAGCAAACAACUCAAGUUGCAACUAUACGAAUCAGGUUGGUUUGAUAAAGUAUCCCAAGUGGCCAACUGGGAAUUAAAGGAACGAUCAGAAAAUGAUCAAAACAUCAAUUUCGAACAAUUAUUUUCAUCUUUGAAACCAAAGGCAGAAGAAAUAGUACCGCAAGAAAUCAAAGAAGAAACCCUCCAAAAACUCAAGGUUUACUUGGACGACGUAAUCCAGUAAUUGACCCAUUAUAUAUAGCUAUCAAUAUUUCAAUAAACGUAUACAACCCG
Hyphopichia burtonii NRRL Y-1933 is the source of this 643-nucleotide messenger RNA. RefSeq lists its product as uncharacterized. NCBI's taxonomy places the organism in Eukaryota, Fungi, Ascomycota, Pichiomycetes, Serinales, Debaryomycetaceae. The coding region runs from base 288 to 593 and encodes 101 amino acids. The transcript has a single exon. Gene Ontology annotation, biological process: poly(A)+ mRNA export from nucleus; regulation of transcription by RNA polymerase II; positive regulation of DNA-templated transcription. Gene Ontology annotation, cellular component: DUBm complex; SAGA complex; nuclear pore. Gene Ontology annotation, molecular function: transcription coactivator activity; chromatin binding. The record is from RefSeq and is a predicted model, not a curated record.